AGUAUUGUCUGUCCGCAACACAAAAGAGCAAAUAUCCGCAUCGCAAUUGGACUUUAUUCAAGUUUUGCUAUUUAUAUGCAGUUCAGAACUACUAGCGUAGAACUAAAAGCUCAUAACGUUACUUAGCUUGCGUACAGCGAGAAUGUAAAUGUAUUUUUACUAGGUCUUAAGUAAUCUCUGCUAUCGUAAUUGGCAGUGUUUCGAUUGGGUCAUUGAAAUGUCAACAUAACUUACUCGUGCCUGUACUUCUGCUCCACCCUGUCGUUGCCGGUGAGGACGCUGUACAUGGAUGGCUCUAGAUGUGGUCGAUCCACCCCUUGAUAGGCCUUCUCAAUAUACGUAGGAACCUCUCACCCUCUCAUUGUUGGUGCCCUUUCCUAGUACCCGGUUUUUGAAGAGACAACAUGGUGGCUCGAUAACUCUUACAAGCACUUCAGAGUACCCGUGUACCCAUAGCAUGCCCAUGUACGAAACCCGCUGUUGCUGGAUACGGACAUUUAACUCAUGUGCCUGUAUGCACUCGAUAGUUCAACUUGGAUAGCGUUUUUCUGGGUGUAUCAUGACCCAAAUUUAAUUCUAUCUUACUGCCUGGAAACACGUUGAUGAUCAGCACGCGUGACAGUGAUAACUAGGAGGCUCAAAGUUGAGAGGUGACGGCGCCAGCAGCCCAGCAUGGCUUUGGGUCGACUGAAACAGCGCGCAGCUUCAUUAGAUGCUCUAGAAUGUGCAGAUACCCUCCUGCCGGAAGAAGAUGAGAUUAAUAUUGCCAAGAAAGCCCGUCUUCAGCUUAAAAACAAGCAAACUGUCGUUCUACCUAAGGACUUUACUGACCGAUGGAAACCGGAGGCAACCGCUUUGGACUCGUUGGAAAGUACAGAUUCUCUUCUACCUGAAGACGACGGAAUUAGUGUAAUUAAAAAACACCACCUUCAUCGAGGAAAUAGACAAGCGGCUGCUCCACCGAAAAACUUUGCAGAUAUUUUGGAUGAAGACAGACCGUCUUCCGGAGACUCUGGGAUCUCUUCAGAUCACCAGUCGGGGAGUCAGCAAAGGCUUAGUGUAAGCCAGAUAACUCGGCAAACGUCUACCAAAGUCGCCGAUGAACGUCGAGCGAUUUCGCCAACUCACCUAACCUGUCAAGCUAACAAGGCAGGUCUCAGGCAAGAAAUCGAGCCAGAAACUUUGAUCGCUGUUGACCUAAGCAAAAGUCGUCACGAACUAAAUAUCAGAAAUCAACCGCCGAAAUCGACGCAAAAAUUGCUCAAAAUUAAACUCGAAACUAAUCAUGAUAAUAAAGAGAAUGGCAUAGAGCUAGAGCAUGUACAAUAUCAGAAAUCCCAGAAAACCAGUCGGAAAGGAUGGGAGACCAAUGUACUUCGCGCACUCGCUGUGAGGAAAGUUCAGGGACAUACUGACAGAUCUAAACCAUCCACUGUUAAGGACGAGGAUGAUGCCAAUAUUCGAAAUAGUGAAAGCCCGGAGAGUCUGGACUCAUUGCGUCUGCGCAGGAUUGAGGCUAAUGCACGGGAAAGGUCAAGGGUUCACACGAUUGGAGCGGCUUUCGACGCUUUGCGGCAGGCUGUACCAUCUAACUGCGACCAGCAGAAAUUAUCUAAAUUAGCUGUACUACGUAUCGCAGCAGCGUACAUACGGUCGCUUGCUGCUCUAACUCAAGGAGAUUCUGAGAGUUUCUCCACCGGUGUUAACCAAGUGACGCAGGCGCUUCUCAUGGAUGGUGCACGAACAAAAACGUCCAGAAUCGCGUAAUGCUAAUCUGGUUCACAGUAAAGACGCUUCGUAUUGUAUAUACGCCCAUAUCCUAUAUGUUGUACCAUAUAUGUUGAUAAGUGUAGAGCUCUGCAUGAUGCCUUCCGUUACACCAGAACGGCUAUUUUGUAAAUAAUAAUGGUUGCCCUCGUAAUUGUCAAUGUUGUUUCAACUUGUUAUAUAUAUGUAUAUAUAUAUAUAUAUUAAUAUAUUCGAUACAAAAUAAACGCAGAUUUUGUGGCCCGGUGGUAAUACAGUUCACUACAUGAACCGAGCCUGUAUAAUCACUAGAAUAUAUACGGUCAGCUUGAGUGCUUAUUUCGUUCGUGUACUAUAUCACAUAGUGGAAAGUCAAGCCCAGAUAAAAUUAAAAUGCAGCUGAAAAAGAAAAUGAUUGUCGUUAAAAUAAUAAUAAUAAUAAAUGAUAGCUCUUUUCAUAAUGUUUCGUACAAAAGUAUGUGUACACUUUCCGCCUGGGAGUCUUAAAGCAGGUAUAUAUUUCUAUAGGC
This is a messenger RNA of Varroa destructor (honeybee mite), 2276 nucleotides long. RefSeq lists its product as uncharacterized. Gene Ontology annotation, cellular component: nucleus. Gene Ontology annotation, molecular function: E-box binding; protein dimerization activity; DNA-binding transcription factor activity. Gene Ontology annotation, biological process: anatomical structure morphogenesis; positive regulation of transcription by RNA polymerase II. Lineage: Eukaryota; Metazoa; Arthropoda; Arachnida; Mesostigmata; Varroidae. The record is from RefSeq and is a predicted model, not a curated record.